CUAAUAGUCGCUGAAGAAAUUUCCGAAAGUGUGUUGUGUGGGGUGAGAAGACGAUGAGGAAAUAUUGGUAGCAGAAAAUUAGAGAGAGAGAGAGAGAGAGAGAGAGAGUUGGAUUGAUUUUCUUCUUCCUUUUUCUCCAAAGAGAAUCUAAUCUCAAUCCUCAACCUCCUUAUUGCACACAUAUCUUCAGAUUUCUUCAUUCCUCUUUCAAUCUUUUCUCUUCCCGUUCACAUCCUCGUUUUCUCCGAAACAUAAAAAAAUAAUCUUGGUUUUGUUUUCUUGUUUUUUGUUAUUUGACUUGGUUGUCUGAAUCGGUUGUCGCAGCAGGGUCCGGAGACACAGGCAUUCGGGGUCUGGUUUCCUGUUUUACUUGCAAACAAAUCGCUAUGCAGAGCCAACUUGUGUGCAAUGGUUGUAGGAGCCUUCUGCUUUACCCGAGAGGGGCAACCAAUGUUUGUUGUGCAUUGUGCAACACGAUUACCUCUGUUCCUCCACCUGGGAUGGAAAUGUCUCAACUUUACUGUGGAGGCUGCAGGACGUUGCUAAUGUACACUCGUGGAGCUACAAGUGUGAGAUGUUCCUGCUGUCACACUGUAAACCUUGUUCCAGCAACUAAUCAGGUAGCUCAUGUCCACUGUGGGAACUGCCGGACAGCCCUCAUGUAUCCUUACGGAGCUCCCUCAGUCAAAUGUGCUAUUUGCCACUAUAUUACUAAUACGAACAAUGGACGGCUUCCAAUCCCUGUCCAUAGAUCCAAUGGGACAGCCAAUGCUGGGACAUUACCUUCUACUUCAACAUCAAUGCCUCAAUCUCAAAGUCAGACAGUAGUAGUAGAAAAUCCAAUGUCUGUGGAUUCAAGUGGGAAAUUGGUGAGCAAUGUUGUGGUCGGCGUCACAACAGAUAAGAAAUAACAGCAUCACACAUACAAGGUACACUACAUGUCACGAGGCAUCACCACAGUUACUGUCACAUGAAGAUAUUGUUUGUGUAUAUGAAUAUAUAUAUAUAUAUAUAUAUAUAUAUAUAUAUAUAUAUAUAUAUGAUAUUGCAGCCUGCAGUGGUUCAAUUGAAAUCAAUAUUUUUCCAUUCCAAGAGUGGGAUGGAUAUGUAUGUAUGAAUGUAUAUGAGGUGGACAGGUUGUGAAAAGGGCAUAAAAACCUAUUUUGUGUGAUUGCCAGAGCCUGCUUUGUUUUUUUCUUGGUACUCAAUAUCCAAAAUCAAUUGGUUCAUUCAGAUUAUGUUGACUUUCAAAUCCUAGACUAGUAAAUGCUACUUUUUUCUUUUA
Messenger RNA from Vigna unguiculata (cowpea), 1285 nucleotides. RefSeq names its product protein LOL2-like. Lineage: Eukaryota; Viridiplantae; Streptophyta; Magnoliopsida; Fabales; Fabaceae. The record is from RefSeq and is a predicted model, not a curated record.